UAGGAAUAUUACUAUGUACAGCCAUAAAUACUUUACUCUGUACAUAGUACUCAAGUGAAAUUCAGUUUCACUUAUAUCAGAUCUUGAAUUCUGCAGAAUUAAAUAUAAUCAUUAGAUCUAUAGAGUCCUUAUUUAUGAAGGUUUACUCAGCUUUCGUCCUAUGUGGUUUAUUUCAUGUCUGAAGCACGCCAAUUUACUGUUCGCCCGCUGUCAAAGCAACCGCGAAAUGACUUGAAAGAUGCGUUUCGGGUCUACUUGUCAACCUCGUCACUACUUGCUCUCAAACUUCGGGCUGGAGAUGCCUGUAGUCUGAAGCAGAACGAGGGUGAUGAAAAGACUGCGAUAGCCUGGGCCGCCGUUGAAAAUAUACAGAACACAGUUGUGCAGACUUCAAGGGCCCUCCAGGAUUGUUAUAAAAUAAAACUGGGUGAAAAGGUGUCUAUUAGCAAGGUCGACAGUGAAGUACAAGAGAUUGAUACAAUCUUCCUAUCGGAAUCCACGGAUAAUGAUAAACUCACAAACUAUGGAAAUAUUCCAGAUCCCGAAAAGAUUCAUUGGGAAUGGUGCCUGGGAUACCCCUUUUCCAAAUGUGAGCUUCUCACCGUCGGUUUGGUCUUUGAUAUUGAACUCAAGGGUCAACGUAGAAGCUUUAAAGUUACAGAAAUCCAGAGCCCUGGUCAAAAUUGCAGCCACACGCUAUUUCGAUUCAGCCCGCAAACGAAAAUCAUCAUCGGUGAGAAUCAAAAAGCUCAAUAUAAACAAGCAACCGCCCUUCAUGUCCAUCCCCAUGGGCUCGGGGGUAUGUCCCGUCAAAUCAAACAAAUCAACGAAAGCCUUGGGGACUACAAUUUGGCAUCCCACAGACUUGCAAUGCCACCCUUUUAUGAACACAGCCGGGGGAUGCUACUCUAUGGCCCGAAGGGGACUGGGAAAACUGCACUUCUGCGGCAGAUCGAAGCUGCUAGAUGGGCAAAAACGUUCAACAUCGGAACUUCAACUAUUACCAGAAACAUGCACGAUGGAGAGACUAAGUUACGUAAAGUCUUCCAGGAAGCCCUGGUCUCACAGCCUAGCCUUAUCAUAAUUGAUCAGUUGGAUUUUAUUGCGCCCAAGAGGACAUCAGCAGACUCGUCGUCCCUGGCCUCCGUUUUGUGUGAAUGCCUGGAUAUGCUGAAAGGCUCACUUGUUCUCGUCGUAGGAGCAACACGCCUCCCCAACGACGUUGACGACUCUUUGAGAACGCCCCACCGACUGGCAAUUGAAAUUGAAUUACAUAUACCGACGGCUCUUGACCGUGCGGAGAUUCUACGAGCCAUUCGUGGGGUUUCUUCAUCUGUGCCGAGCGACGACAUGGUGGAAUUUAUAGCAGAAAAGACACAUGGCUAUGUCGGUGCUGACUUAUUUGCAUUGUUGCAACUUAUUUGCCGCAAGGCUCGACAGCGAUGUUCUCUUGAAGUCAAACCGAUACAUGACCAGGCCGAAGAAUCAUCGUCGCUCGACAAUGCCAUUAACUUCAACGAAGACGUGAUUCUUAUAGACAUUCAAACGGACGAUGUCAUAUCUGCGCUGCAGGAAACGCGACCCACUGCCAUGCGAGAGGUUUUCCUAGAAACACCCAAAGUCAAAUGGUCUGAUAUUGGCGGCCAGCAUGACAUUAAGAAACGUCUUCAAAAGGCUGUGCAACGUCCCCUAAAGUUCCCGGAACGAAUGAAGAGACUUAAUGUAAACAGCAAAAAGGGUAUUCUACUGUACGGACCUCCAGGCUGUUCCAAAACAUUGAUAGUGAAAGCACUGGCUACCGAGGCGGGGUUGAAUUUUUUGGCAGUGAAAGGCGCAGAAGUCUUGAGCAUGUAUGUCGGUGAGUCUGAGCGAGCUUUAAGAGAAAUUUUCCGCAAGGCUCGUUCUGCCCGUCCAAGCAUCAUUUUCUUUGACGAAAUCGAUGCAAUUGCAUCAAAGCGUGGAGGUAGCUCUCAGGGAGGUGUCAAUGUGCUGACAACCCUACUCAAUGAAAUGGAUGGCAUUGAGGAGCUGAAGAAUGUCUUGGUUGUUGCAGCUACAAAUAAGCCUGAUGUAAUCGACCCCGCCCUCAUGCGCCCCGGGCGUUUGGAUAACAUCCUUUACAUUGGGCCUCCGGAUUUUGAAGCUCGAAAGGAAAUUUUGACUAUCUGGUCGCGCAACUCCGUGGUACAUCCAGAGGUUGAUCUUGAACGGCUGGCUUUGAAAAUGGAAGGAUACUCUGGUGCGGAGGUAGUGAAUAUUUGUCAGGUCGCAGGUGAUGCGGCGUUGGAUGAAGAAGAGGAGACAGGCCAGGAGCAAGAGGUUAAGUUAGAGCACUUUGAACUAGCAUUGGGGCAGGUGAAGAGGCAGAUAACUAGUGCUAUGGUCCAGGGUUAUGAACACUGGAGAGAUUCCACGACCGAUUAAUGAUAUCUUAGGCAUCCUGCUAUUCAGGCGAGAUGGAUAACUGUCACAGGAAUAUAUGACCAUAUAAAAGCUCUAAUAAUGUCUGGACAUUUUUAGUGGCUUAGUGGUCUAGUGGCCCCCUAGACUUUUUCAAAAUAAC
Molecule: messenger RNA, 2563 nt
Organism: Penicilliopsis zonata CBS 506.65
Lineage: Eukaryota; Fungi; Ascomycota; Eurotiomycetes; Eurotiales; Aspergillaceae
Exons: 3
Coding region: 175-2424 (749 amino acids)
Cellular component (GO): cytoplasm
Molecular function (GO): ATP hydrolysis activity; ATP binding
Source: RefSeq, a predicted model, not a curated record